AUGGCAACGGAAGAUACGUCUUGGACUACACAAGGCUUUAGGCAAAGUGUUGUGGCAAAAAUUGAUGAGGCUAUAAGAUCAUCCGGGAUGAAUACAUCAAGGAACAGCAUCGAAAUGGAAAACCACGUCUAUCUAAAAGCUAAAAACAAGGAGGAAUACUUGGGUUUUGUGGCUCGAUUGAUUCUCCACAUUCGAGAAAUGAAUACCAAGAAAACAAAUGGAAUGAGUCCUGGGCAACCACAAGGUGGGCCUGGCAUGCCUGAUCCGAUUAAUGCACUGCAAAAUCUGGCAAGUCAGGGUACAAGAAACCCCAUUUUAAACAUGAGAGGACAGGGGCAAAUGGGGGGCCCACAACAGGGUCCUACAGCAUCAAGUUUAAUGCAAACAUUAAACAGAGGAGGGCAACAAAUGAUGAUGGGUUGUACUUUGGGAGGUCCAAAUAUGAACCAAAAUGCUGGUCCAAUGGGCCAGCAGAUGGGUGGGCAGCAAAUGGCUCAACAAAUGCCCAAUCAGAUACCAAUACAAAUGCAACAAUCAAAUGUGAAUCCACUACAAAAUCAGAUGAAUCCCCAGAUGCAAAACCAAAUGCAAAAUCAAGUCCCCAAUCAGAUGGGCAACCAGAUGAUGGGACAGAUGCAGAUUCAAAUGGGUGGAAACAUCAAUAUGCAAAAUCAAAUGGGAAAUCAAAUGUUAGCGCAAGGCCAACAAAUGAACCCAAACCGUCAAGUCCCCAACAUGAUGAUGGUAAACUGCCCUCCGCAGAACUUCCGCACGCAAAACCCCCAGCAAAUAUUCAACCAAGCGCCAUCCCCCUCGGUCCAAUCGCCGGCCAGCUUGGGCCAACAACCUGUAGCCUCCCCCGCUCUGGCGCCCAGCCCGGGCUCGCAAAUGAUGAUGGGCUCGCAGGGCCCGCCGAGGUCGGUGGGCAUGGCGCCCAGUCCCGGGGCCUCUCUGAACACCCCCGGGCAGCCCAACCAGAGCCCGAUGGGCGGCGUGGGGCAGGACGAACAGGCCUACAGGGAGAAAGUUAGACAGCUCAGCAAGUACAUCGAACCGCUGAGAAAAAUGAUAGCCAAGAUCGGGAACGAUGGUAAGGAUCUGGAAAAAAUGAGCAAAAUGAAAAAACUCCUGGAAAUCCUCACAAACCCGAAUCAGAGAAUGCCUCUGGAUACGCUGAUAAAAUGCGAAGUGGUUUUGGAGAAAUUGGACUUUAAAAGAGGCGACAGCAGUGUACCGACGACCACGACAACGCAUUUACCUUUUAAGGAACUUAAUCCGUUGUUGGAGGCUGUUAGUAAUAACUUGACUAGUUCGGUGAUCAAUCAUACUUUGCAUAGGACUUUUGGGCCUACAUUGGAUGCCCUAUUUGGACCAGAAAUUAGGCUUGUUCCUCCACUAAAAAAACUCAAAAUAGAAGAACCCACCAACGAAAUCCCCGACAUCCUCCAAGGAGAAAUCGCGAGACUGGACCAGAGAUUCAAAGUUUCAUUGGAUCCGAACCAACAACCGGGCUCAAAAUCGAUCCAACUAACGUGCUGGUUGGACGACAAGCACCUGCCAUGCGUACCACCGGUCUCCCUGGUGGUCCCCGAGGAUUACCCUAAAACCGCGCCUACUUGCAACAUGGCGACGCACGAAUACAACGCCACCCCGUUUUUAUGCGCGGUGCAGACUGCGCUUCUUGCGAGAAUCAAGAAGCUUCCCAAAUAUUUUUCUGUUUCUCAGUUGUUGGAUACUUGGGAGAUGAGUGUAAGGCAAGCUUCAUCGCCGAAUGCUAUUCCAAUAACCACUACAGCUCUACUUAUGGGAAUGUAA
Messenger RNA from Brassicogethes aeneus, 1815 nucleotides. The record is from the annotation of a GenBank genome assembly. NCBI's taxonomy places the organism in Eukaryota, Metazoa, Arthropoda, Insecta, Coleoptera, Nitidulidae.